AUGGUGUAUUUCUUCUCAUGUCCUAGGCACCCUUCUCGUCCAUGCUAUCGCCGAUUCGAGUCGGGUACUCUGUUAUCUGGCUUAUCGCGAACGUGGUCGGCGGCUUCCAGCGCUGAGGUUUCAAAGGCACUGAAAUUCUUGCCAACCCUGCAAGACCUGGGCUAUUCUGACGAGGAUGCAGAGGCUGCCUACGUGGACGACCCAAGGAGCGCCAUGGUUUGGGAAGGUGGAGAAAAUGCAGCAUGGAUUCGGCUCCAAAGAUGGAUGUUCGAUCAUGAUCGUCUGAAAGACUAUCGUGAUACGCAAAAUGGUAUGCUAGGAGAGGAGGUCGGCGGAUUCUUCGAAAUUGAGCCCUUGGAUUGCAAGAGGCUGUAUCUCUGUCAGACGAAUCUGGAGUGA
Molecule: messenger RNA, 399 nt
Organism: Prorocentrum cordatum
Lineage: Eukaryota; Dinophyceae; Prorocentrales; Prorocentraceae
Source: the annotation of a GenBank genome assembly